Molecule: messenger RNA, 2772 nt
Organism: Notechis scutatus (mainland tiger snake)
Lineage: Eukaryota; Metazoa; Chordata; Lepidosauria; Squamata; Elapidae
Gene: VSX1
Product: visual system homeobox 1
Biological process (GO): regulation of transcription by RNA polymerase II
Cellular component (GO): nucleus
Molecular function (GO): sequence-specific double-stranded DNA binding; DNA-binding transcription factor activity, RNA polymerase II-specific
Source: RefSeq, a predicted model, not a curated record
AUGACGGGCCGCGAGGAGCUCUCGGAGGGCAAAGCCAAGGGAAACGCGCUGGCGCCCAGCAGCGCCUAUAGCCACGAGAAGGCGCGCUUGGGGAGCCCGGCCGGGACCGGCGGCUUGCGCUCCAAGGGCUUCGCCAUCACCGACCUCCUGGGCUUGGAGGCGGAGCUGCAGCCGCCGGCGGGCUCCAGCUGCGAAGGCAGCGGGCCAGCUGCCGGGCGAGGAGGCGGAGGCGCUCCCUUGCCGCUGGGCUUGGGCUUCCUGUGCGGCUUUGCCACCCAGCAGCCCGCCGGGGCGCCUCGUCUCCUGCCGGCGCACCUCCCCUUUCUCCAGCCUCGCUCGGAGCACCAGCAUCAGCAUCCCCGGUACGGGCCGGAAGCCGAGAAGCCCAAGUUGACCGUCUCCGAUGAAGACAGUUUAUCAGGAGACAAAAACAACCUGAAGGCAUCUGACUCUCAGAUCAAGAGAAAGAAACGACGUCACAGAACUGUGUUUACUGCCCAUCAGCUGGAAGAACUGGAAAAGGCUUUUAAUGAAGCUCAUUACCCUGAUGUAUAUUCCAGAGAAAUGUUAGCUAUGAAAACUGAACUGCCUGAGGACAGAAUACAGGUUUGGUUUCAGAACCGAAGAGCCAAGUGGCGGAAGCGUGAGAAAUGUUGGGGCCGCAGUAGUGUGAUGGCCGAAUAUGGUCUCUAUGGUGCCAUGGUGAGGCACUCCAUCCCACUUCCAGAAUCAAUUAUCAAUUCUGCUAAAAGUGGAAUGGUUGGUUCUUGUGCCCCUUGGUUGUUGGGAAUGCAUAAAAAAUCAAUAAAUAUUACAAGAAAACCUGAAAAUGAAGAAAAAGGAAAUGGCAUCUGGAAAUCUGAACAUCCCGAGGAGGAAUUCAAAUUUAAGCAGACAGAAUAUGAACGAAACCCCGCUAAUAAAUUAAUCUCAAUGGACAGUUCGGAAGAUAUUGCAAUUGAUCUCUCUAGUACGGCAAAACAGGAAAAGAAGAGUAGCAAUCUGAGUUUUGGUGGAGGCCCACAGACCAAAAUGAAAGAUGCUGAACACUAAAGACAAGGAGGGGUCACAAGACACACUGCUAACCAAACACUUAAGUCGGCCUCUUCAAUGCUCUGGCAAAAUAUGAGUAUUAUUGCUCUAUGCUUAUUUAUUAGUCUUUUUCAAGUGACUCAUUCACUUUACGUGCAAAGGGGACUUUCCUAGAUGGGAUAUAUCCAAGAUGUAAUUUAUUUUUACAACUUGAAAGCUGUGUAUUUUAAAGAAGAUAAUUUGAUGCAGCUGGCUAUUUUUUUUCUUUAUAUGUCUCACUAAGUCACCUUUCACCAAAAGUCAUUUGGUUCUAUUUUUGGUAGAAAGGCCAAUAAAUACCCAAUCAUUCAAUAAAUCUCACUCGAUCAAGUACAUAGAAUUAUUAAUGAAAACAAUGUGCACUAGAUUUCUGCUAAAUUAAAUCAAGGUGGAAAAUUAUAAAAGGAUCCGAAUUUUUCCCCCAGACAUGAUUAUUCUCCUUACCUGUGUAUGGAUAUUUAAUAAUGAUGGAUAAAUUGAAGUAUUUAUGUGAUAAAGCAAAUAAUAAUGCGAAAUGCUUUUCUGAUAUUAUCUGGUACCCUCCUGAUAUGCUGGAAACACAAUUCUUAGAAUUCGCCACCAGCCUGGAAAUUCAGAUAUAUCUAUCCUGAUAGUCAUUUGCAGUGAAUUUAGGGGAAUUUCUGGCUUCAGUUCGUUUUAACAGUAGCACAAGCUACUUUUUCUUUCUUCUCCAUUAAUAUACACCGGAUAAAAACCAGAUCUCUGUGUGAAAAUAUUUAUCAAUACUGUAAUAAAUAUCCUAUAAUUUCAAGUAUCCUAUUGCACUAGGCUCCAGUUGGAGAAACUCAGGUUUCUUGUAAAAUGUAAAGUAGUUCCUAUAAACCUUACGUCUGCCUAUUUCUAUUGUAUUGUAAAAGCAAUAUUCAUUAGUUCAGUUAGACGUCUCACAUGUACUGUACAAUAUAUAUGAUACACAGAACAAGGGAAAUGAAGAACCUUGAUGAAAAUCUGCCAAUAGCAACCAAGAGCCUAUUUUGCUUGACGGAUCUGCACUGAAGCUUGUACGCUGAUGAUACUGUUCUGAUUUAAUGCUGAUCAGAAACCCACUGACCCCCUUGAAAGCUCUAUGGAAUAAUAUAGAGCUAUAAUUGUUAGAAGCUCAAAUUUUCCUUUGAAAAUCAAAGAACACUGUACUCACCUUUAAACAAACGACAGGACAAUAUCGGUCCGUAACAAAACACACAACCAAAUUUACUUUCAUGGCAUAAAUACUGUAUCAGUUCCUGAUCCCUAACAGGAUAGAGCUACAUUUUGUUACAUGGAAUUAUGUGUGUAGAUUGGAAUUCAAUUAUUUGCCAGAUUGUGGCCUUUUUUAAAUUCCAAGCCCAGCAGCUUUAUUCACUAAGGGUUAUGAGAAUGGAAGUACAACAACAUAUAAAUGUUUGCAGGUUGUCCACCUUGUCUUACGAGGGUCUUGUGUUAGCGAUGUUGGUGUUUACAUUAGAACAUCCAAUAGUCAAAUUGCCGAAGGCUUGCAAAAACAUAGAUUUCUUUUAUCCCCAAUUACACAAUUUCAUUACAUAUUAUUUUUUAAAAAUAAGGAAAUUAAAUCUUUUUUAACAACGUUUUCAGAAUAAAGUAUGACCCUCUGUUUCUUACCACAAAACUGUAUUGGGGGGAAAAUAUGCAAUAAAUCCAAUUUAUAUUAUAUGACACUAUGCAUAAUUGAACACAAAUCUG